AUGGGUGGUCCAGGAGGGAAGAUCACUCCCAGAACAGAGUUGAAGAAGAAACUGCUCAAGCAAAGGCAGGUGUUAGGAGCUGUGAUAGAGGAGGGGCUGAUCACAUGGCACCACCUCAAGAAGCAGGUAUCCUCCAGUGCAUGUACCAACAUUACUCUGUCUGGGAAGAAGUGCAGAAAACUCCUCCAGCAGAAAGAAAAGGCAGCUAUGGAAGUGGAAGUCCAGGCAAAGCCAGUCAAGACUAGUGAACCAUAGCCCAAAUCACAAAAGAAGACAGAAGCCCUCCUACCCCCCCAGGAUAAAAAUAUGGAGAACCUUGAAGAUUGGAGCUAAAUCUUACUCCUUUCAUCAGAAGAUUCUCAACUGAAGCCAGGAGGAUUCAGUGGUUGUUUCAGAACACUUCAAAGUAAACACUGCACCUUUUCACUCUCCCUAGACUCCUCUUGCAUAAGGGCCUAGUGACUUUGCCACAGAAGGAUGUGCUGAAAGGAAGAAUAGAAAAGAUAAGAGAGGGGGCUUCUUAGCAGUCAGCUGUAUUUGUAGACCUAGAGUUAUCAAGGAUAAAAACAUCUUGUUUCUUUUUUAUUGUUGAUACUAUUACAGAUGUCCCCUCAUCCCCCCCCUUAUAGUCCCCACCACCCAACUCCUGCCCCCUGGCCUUCACCACAUAGUUGUAUGUGUCCAUGGCUAUGCACAUGUUUCUUCCAAUCAUCCCACCACCCUCCCCUCUGAGAUCUGUCUGUCUGUUUCAUAUAUCCAUGCCUUUGGUUUUAUUUUUUUCAUCAGUUUAUUUUGCUCAGUAGAUUCCACAUGUAAAUGAGAUCAUAUGGCAUUGGUCUUUUUUGACUGGCUUAUUUUCCUUAGCAUAAUAUUCUCUAGGUUCAUCCAUCCUGUUGCAAAAGGUAAGUGUUCCCUCUUUAUCACAGCAUGUAAUAUUCCAUUGGGUAGAUGUACCACAGCUUUUUUUAUCCACUCAUCUACUCAUCUGCUCAUCCACUCUUGAGCCCUUGGGCUGUUUCCUGAUUUUGGCUAUUGUAAAUAACACUACUCUGAGCAUAGGGGUGCAUAUAUUCUUUCUGAUUGAUGUUUUGGGAUUCUCAGGAUAUAUUACCAGAAGUGGAAUUGCUGGAUGAAAUGGCAGUCAUUUUUAAUCUUUUUGAGGAAGCUUCAUAUUGUUUUCCACAGUGGCUGCACCAAUCUGCAUUCCCACCAUCAGUGCAUGAGGGUUACCUUUUCUUUACAUCCUUGCCAGCACUGUUUGUUGAUUUAUUGAUGGUAGCCAUGCUGGCAGGUGUAAUAUUACAUCUCAUUAUGGUUUUAAUUUGCAUUUCUCUGAUGUUAGUGACAUUGAGCAUCUUUUCACAUGUCUAUUGGCCAUCAGUAUGACCUCUUUGAAGAGGUGUC
Molecule: messenger RNA, 1404 nt
Organism: Artibeus jamaicensis (Jamaican fruit-eating bat)
Lineage: Eukaryota; Metazoa; Chordata; Mammalia; Chiroptera; Phyllostomidae
Gene: CUNH11orf98
Product: chromosome unknown C11orf98 homolog
Source: RefSeq, a predicted model, not a curated record